Messenger RNA from Alosa alosa (allis shad), 1743 nucleotides. RefSeq lists its product as uncharacterized. Bases 101 to 1633 code for a protein of 510 amino acids. The transcript has 9 exons. The record is from RefSeq and is a predicted model, not a curated record. NCBI's taxonomy places the organism in Eukaryota, Metazoa, Chordata, Actinopteri, Clupeiformes, Clupeidae.
AACGUGGUGAGGUGUUCUCUCGAUACACAAAGUGUUCACAACAAAACGUCUUCUGCAGUGUUACUCAAGUGCAUGCAUUUUAGCUCUUUGUUAAUAAGUGAUGGCGAAUGCUUCAGGAAGUUUUAACGGGGGACCUCCAGACCUUGGGGAGGUUGUGCAUCGACAUUUUAACGGGACUCUAGAUGUGGACAUCUGUACUAUCCGUGUCCUACGUUUCACCCGGUGGUUUUCUGCUGAGGAAUUGCAGAUGAUCAGAAGAGCUUUCAUUGUUGAAUUCACUGAAGAGGACUUGAACUGGGUCAUGGAGAAGAUCAUUAGAUAUGUAUCUUUCCUCGCGCUGGACAUCCUGACACCUGCCCUGAUGGUGUGCAGGGAGAUGGAGAAUAAAGCCACCCAGAGAGAGUCUGCUGCUCUCUGCCUCCCUGUAGUGCUGGUGCAGGCUGCAGCUGGCAGUGGGGACGUCCUCAAAGAUGCCCAAGAUGCAGGAGAAGCAGGAACCAAUGUCAGGCGCAGGCUUAUCGUCAACAAUGUGGAGAGCCCCAUGCCUGAUGUCGACAAUCUUGCUGACCUGAGCAGAUUUUUCUCCCAAUUGCUCAGACAGUCAGAAGACAGACAAAUCAGUGGCAAAGUGGGCAAAUGUGUUGUCGACAUCACAACCAUGCUCCUGGAGACAUUGGUGCCUGGGUAUGCCCCUUGGAUCAGAGGGUUUUAUGGAGGAUGCCAGGAUGUCAGUGAGUUUCUCAGACGCCACAGGCAUCUACCUGCCAUGACGGCAACCUUCUCAUCCCUGAUAGAGACCACCUCAGAGAUGCUCACUGACAUGAGGAGGUGCAUCUUGUACCAGCAAACCACCGGCAGCAGGACCCAGAGAUACAUUCAGUUUGAGGACUUCAUCAGAUUUAUCUUCAAGCACUUCAUCUCGGAGUCUAUCAGAACGCUGCUGGAGAGAUUGAUGAAUGCGCCGAAUGGUGUGCAGCUAUUUCAUACCUCUGUGGCAGGGAUGGAAGCGGCGGAGAUGCCGCUCUUUCCACAGUUGUUUAUGCCAGAGAGAGACACAGUCAGGAAGCAGCUCAUCGGCGCCAUCUCAAAAGAUGUGACAUCUUUUCUCUCUGAAGCUACAGACAUGACAUCCAGAAAGAGAGCCUUAUCACAGUCCAUGCACACUGAAACAGAAGGGCAGAACAUACACACUAACGGUGAGACUGAGACAGACAAAGACAUGUCAGUCUCCUCUCCUCAUCUGCCUGAGAACAGCGUCGAGUCUCAAGAGUCUGAUGGACAUACUGCUCUGGUGGACAGAGGAGUCACUGGAACAGUGGACGCCUCUAGCAUCAGUGACAGCACCUGCAGCAUCAGCACCAUUAGCAGCAGAACCAGCAGCUGCAGCAGUAUAAGCAGUGAUACAAGCUCCAAUGAGGACUCUGCAGAUGUGAAGUCCACAAAAGGUGGGACUAAGCAGAGGAGAAAAAGGAGUUUUACGAUCCACUGGAGAGUUAAAAGAUCAGUAGCUCCCGCACCAGUGGUGGAGGAACCUUCUGUUGCCACAGAGAAGACCAGGAGGCCAUCGUUAAAAUCUCACUUAGCGUCUGCCUUCUCCAGACUCUGCUGCUGCUGCUGCAAAGGUCAAGAGUGACCUCUUGUGGCAGGGGUAGGAGUUGUGCAAGAGUGAUCUCUUGUGGCAGGAGUAGGAGUUGUGCAUCAUGAUGACAAAUGGCAUGCAGCUGGGAGGAGCAGUGGGGCUUU